UAACCAAAGGUACAUUGUCUCGAUAGGACCAGUACUUGUGGUCUGCUGUCCAGAGCACUCCUGCUGCUUGUAUAGAUAGUAUCAUGACUAGUGAGAAUGUGGUAAAGAAUUAUGAAGGCAACAUGAACGCAGUUGUUGAUCAUGAGCAUGAAAUCAAGAUCAUCCCUAACACUUUACCUGAUUCAGAGGCAAAUUCAAGAGAAACUCUGGUGAUGCAAGAUGAUCAAGAUGUGAUACAAUGUCCAGCCUUAGAAGAAAAGCCCCCAGCUGAAGACCAAAGCCAACCUAUAGACAAUGAGGAAGUCGAUAUUGACCUUCUCAGUCUGCCCUUCUCCAAGAAGCUCUGGACAAUAGUGCAGAAUGAGUCAUUCAAGUCUGUGAAUUGGACUGAGGAAGGAGACACCAUCAAAAUUGAAGUAGACCUUUUCCAGAGAGAGGUCCUUCACCAGAAGGGAACAAAGAAGAUUUUUGAAACAGACAGCUUGAAGGGUUUUAUUCACCAGCUCAACAUGUAUGGAUUCAGGAAGAUAUGCCCUGGGAUCCCUGUGGUUUCCCCUGAGGAGAACAAGAGAGUAAUGAUGUACCGUAACAUCAACUUUCAGAGAGAUAAGCCUGGACUCCUUGAGUAUAUCUGGGGAAAAGAAGACCAGGGAAAUCCUAUCCAGCAAACAAUCUGUAUACCAAUUCCACUUAGGGCUUCUCGAGAGCCAACUUCAAAAAGAAAGAAGAUGUUACCUACCAGAUAUUCUCCACGAUUCGAUCAUAAACAUGAGAAAGAAGACGAUGAAGAGUCCAAGAAAAAAAGGUCCAAAAACCAGGAACCCAAAGAAAAUCAGUGCUUCACUUUUUCUAAUGUAUGGGCAAUGAAAACAAUUCCUGGAUGUUCCCUAGAAAAGCAGUCUCUUGGGGAGUCAAGCAACCCCACUAGGGAGGACAACUCAAGGAAUAUUAUAUGUGUGCCUCAAGCUACUCCUGAAAUCCAAGGUACAGAAGAAGUUCCCAGUGCCAACUUCUCCAGGUACACAAUUUUGGGUUCUGUGAUGUCUCUAUAUGACAAUUGCUGUUCUGUUAUAUUCUCUGCCCUCUCAGAGAGGCCACCAAAUGAGACCCCUGAUGAAGAACAAGAAGGGUCCUCAGAUUACAAGGAUGUAAUCUGCCAGUCCAUAGAGAAUAGUCCUCGUUUAUGAACUCACAGGCCCCAGGAGAUCAGUAGAAAAAUGUUUUUGUAAAGAUUAGUCUAUUUGGUAUCAAAAACAUAAAACUCAUGAUGGUAAAUAAACUAAAUGACAAACUA
This is a messenger RNA of Mastomys coucha (southern multimammate mouse), 1294 nucleotides long. Its product is annotated as heat shock transcription factor, X-linked member 3-like. NCBI's taxonomy places the organism in Eukaryota, Metazoa, Chordata, Mammalia, Rodentia, Muridae. The record is from RefSeq and is a predicted model, not a curated record. The transcript is spliced from 2 exons. Gene Ontology annotation, biological process: regulation of DNA-templated transcription. Gene Ontology annotation, molecular function: DNA-binding transcription factor activity; sequence-specific DNA binding. Bases 84 to 1187 code for a protein of 367 amino acids.